AUGGUCAUCUUCAUCAUGAAGGACAACAUCAAACUAGAGUUCUGUUUCACCCCUCCUAACUGCAAAGAAACCAACCUGAAAUUUCGCCAGGCUCUGACUAUCACCCACGAUGAAUUGACAAGUGGUCCAGUAGAAGAGCUUCUCCAGUUUUUUGAUGGGGUUGUUCGGUGUGAGGAGCCAAACAAUCGCUUGUACUCGUUCAGAGGGGAGUUACAGUGGAAGGGACAGUGUUAUCCACUGGACAAUAAUCACAUACUGCUCCGGGAAACUGUACUGCGCAACACUGACACUGCAUAUGGCCUUGCAAUUUACACAGGCUCUGACAGUAAGAUUCUCAGGAACAGUGGGAGUCUGAAAGUCAAGAGGACACAGGUGGAGAAGUUUCUUAACAAAGUGGUAGGGAUGAUUGUCCUCUCAAUGCUGAUUAUUUCUCUGCUCUUGGCUGUGGGAUGUGCACUCUUUGAGAAUUUGGUUUCCCCAAAUAUCGAAGUUCUCUCUGCCAUAGGAGGCAAUUUCAAGGCUGCCUAUUGGGGCUUCCUGACCUUCUGGGGCUAUAUUGUACUGCUAAGCCCUGCAAUGCCCCUCUCCCUCUACAUCUCGUUUGAGCUGAUCCAUGUGGUGCAAUGUGUCCUGAUUGGUUGGGACAUUGUGAUGUACUGGGAGGAGAGCAACAGCCCUGCGCAGGCCCAAACUAAGUCUUUGACUGAGGAACUGGGUCAGGUGGGCCACCUGCUCACUGAUAAGACGGGUACUCUCACACAGAACCACCUGCUGUUUCGCCAGUGCUGCAUCGCCGGCCAGAUUUAUGGAGAUUUGACAGCAAAUUCACAGCCAUUGGACCUGAGCUGGAACCGCUUUUCAUGCGGUGGGCUGCCCUUCUCUGACCAGCGGCUGGUGGAUCAUUUGCGGGAACAGAACUGCCCUGAGAGCAGACAAUUCUUCACUGCCCUGGCACUGUGUCACACUGUCAUGACUGAGUGGAGAGAUGGGCUUCCUCAUUACCAGGCAGCGUCUCCAGAUGAGCAGGCUCUGGUGUGUGCAGCUCGAGAGCUGGGCUGGGUGUUCCUGUCACGCACACGUGAUUCCCUCAUGCUGAGCGAGCUGGGAAUCACACGUCAAUACCACCUGCUGGCCCUCCUGGAGUUCACCAGCAAGAGGAGGCGCAUGUCAGUGCUGGAGAGGAAAGUGUGUGUGUGUGUGUGUGUGUGUGCAGUGAGAACGCCAGAGGGAGCAAUAAAACUCUACUGCAAAGGUGCCGAUGCUGUAGUUCUGGAGCGUUUGCAAAAAGGCAAUCUGCAUGAAGAUAGCACAGAGCAUGCGCUUGAGGUUUUUGCUCAGAGCUGUCUGCGGACACUUUGUGUGGCUGUACGCACUGUAGGUGAGGCUCAGUGGGUGGAGUGGAGCCAUACUCUCCGGCAGGUUGCCAUGGCAACCACUUGUCAAGAGAAUAUACUGGAGGAGUUGCAUGACCAAAUGGAAAGAGAACUGACGAUCCUGGGGGUGGCAGCUAUUGAGGACCGUCUACAGGAAGGUGUCCCAGAGACCAUUGUCAGCCUUCGACGGGCAGGGGUGAAAGUGUGGGUGCUGACUGGAGAUAAGACAGAAACAGCUGUGAAUGUGGGUUAUGCCUGCAAGCUGAUGGAUCCAGAUACAAAACUGUUUCAAGGCGAGGAGCUCAGAGAGAUUCUUCAGUCUCCCUGCCCAGAAUUAUGUUUCAAUAAGGGUAAAGUGUCUGAUGUUUGGAGCACACACAAAAUGUCUCAGUGGCAUGAAGCUGCCAUUGUUGUUGAUGGAUUUGAACUUGAAGAACUAAUCAAGACACCUGAGUUGGGUGCCAGGUUUGUGUCUUUGUGCAACCAGUGCCAGUCAGUGCUGUGUUGCCGUGUGACCCCGGGGCAGAAAGCUAAAAUUGUAGAGCUGGUGAAGAAGUUUGCUUCCUCCAUCACAAUGGCAAUAGGAGAUGGUGCCAACGAUGUGAAUAUGAUUAAGAUGGCACAUAUAGGGGUUGGUAUACGUGGUGUAGAAGAUGGCCAGGCUGUACGGAAUGCAGACUUUGCACUGGCACAGUUUCGCUUCUUGCAAAGACUGCUGCUGGUCCAUGGCCACUGGUCUUACCGCCGCAUCUGCAGCUUUCUGAGUUACUUCCUGUAUAAAACCACUUCCUUCGCUCUGGUGAACAUCUGGUUCAGCUUGUACAAUGGCUUCAGUGCCCAGCUUAUGUAUGAGAGCUGGUUUAUUUCCCUCUACUCCAUUUUGUACACAUCCCUGCCUGUUCAGUGCUUGGGUUUAUUUGAACAGAACAUGAGUGCUGAGAGCUGUCUUCGCUGGCCAGAGUUCUACAUGGCUGGACAGAGGCAGGAGCUUUUCAACCCCCUCACCAUAUGUCUGACAUUGCUCUACUCCAUCUACACCUCCAUCAUCCUCUUUUUCUUGCCCUUUGGGGUAUUUCAGGACUCAGACCUAGACUAUCAGACUUUGGCUGUUACUGUGGAAAUGUCAGCUGUUUUCUCAGUUACUGCUGAGAUCAUUCUACGGACUACAUACUGGACCAAGUACAAUUUUGCUGCAGUGUUUGUCAGUCUGGUUCUGUUUUUCCUGUCCACCAUUAUCCUUCAUGGCCCUCGUCUGUUUACAUCUUCCCCCAAAGACUACAGUUUCUUUGGAGCUUCAUUAAAUGCCUUCACCAAUCCUGUUGUAUGGUUGGCAGCUUUUCUAACCAGCUGCACUGCUGUCUUGCCCUCGGUUACAAGACAAGCUCUAAAAGUGAUCCUGGUGAACCCCAACAAACACAAGAUCCAUUCAUUAAAGGAGCCAGUUGAGCUACAGUCAUGGAUCAGGAAAGACUCUCCUCAUCACCAUUUGUCCUAAGCAAAGUCCUCAAUGCCCUAUGGAGCCUCCUCUGGAUGAGACAGGAACAGGAUCGGUUCGCCACUAAACAUAUGGGAAACACAAUAAAAAUUUUAUAAGAGAUUUAUGAACUGCUUUUCUAUAAAACAGACAGAACUUAGUUCUUCAGUUUCUUUUUUAUGUGACACUAAGCCAGGAUAAUUAACUAAAUAGUUAAAUAGUUCAGUGUUUUGCAAAAUUUUUAUUACUGAAUGUACAAGAACCAGGGACUCAUUUCUCAAAAGUUUGGACAGUUUUGCUGUUUACAUUUUUCAGAACUGCAUAAUAUUCUUCUUAAUAUUCAUAAUAUUCUUCAUAGUUAAGGUGUUAAGGUGCAAUAUUUGCAUAUUAGGAUGGUAAUUGUGUUGUGUUGUCUGAGAUGUAUGUGUGUUGAAUGUAUCGUGUUAAACCCCAAGAAACAUUCCUAAUACAUGUAAAUGUAUAUGGCGAAUAUUGAUUCUGAUAUGAUUCUGAUAUGUUUUCCCCCUCUGUAUCUGGUCUUAAAAAAAUAAAAACUGUGAACAGAGAACUGCUCUUGGUAAAGGUUGUGUCUUAUCUGUAUGCAAUGUAAA
Messenger RNA from Pangasianodon hypophthalmus (striped catfish), 3458 nucleotides. RefSeq names its product ATPase phospholipid transporting 8B3 (gene atp8b3). Gene Ontology annotation, cellular component: plasma membrane. Gene Ontology annotation, molecular function: ATP binding; ATPase-coupled intramembrane lipid carrier activity; magnesium ion binding. The transcript is spliced from 22 exons. Bases 1 to 2868 code for a protein of 955 amino acids. Gene Ontology annotation, biological process: phospholipid translocation; Golgi organization. The record is from RefSeq and is a predicted model, not a curated record. Lineage: Eukaryota; Metazoa; Chordata; Actinopteri; Siluriformes; Pangasiidae.